CAAGGCCUCUCGUCAGUCAGCAAGCGUGAUUUCCUUCGCCUCUUCUGGCCAGCCUAUUGCAAAGCGUUUACCAAAGAAAAUAUCACCUCUGCAUGGUCCAAAACCGGUAUACACCCCUUCAAUCCGGCAGUUAUCCUUAAGCUAGUAGAGCCUGCUCCUGCACCAUUAACAGAGAGCAGUCGACUGCAAUCAAGCUCGAACGGUUCACAUUUAUCAGCACCGCAGUGGCGAAUAGCUAGGGCGUUACAGGCUCUAGUUUAUAAGAAGAAGCGCCGCAAACGUAGCAAACACCUCUUCGAGGAUCUACGAGCACAAGAUGGCCAAGGUUCGACUUUCUAUAGCCCUAUGAAGAUUCAGCAAGCAAAGGACUAUUUGGUUAAGAAGGAGCAAGCAAAAGUGGCUGUAGCUGAGCAGAAGCGACUCGAGGCCGAUGCCAGAGUGUUACAAAAGCAGCUACAACAACGAGCAGCCGCAGAGAAGAAAGAAGCUCGUCAGCAACAACAACAAGCUCGAGCUGCAGCCGCUGCAGUAGAGGUACGUAGGAAGUCGGUAACGAAGGAGGUCAACCAGAGCAACCGCCAGCUGCUACACGAGCUACAACACUCAGUUAAGAGGCCUCGUAGGCCUCUUCAACAGGCUCGAAUAGCAACACUACCUCUAUUACCAGUUAUUGCUACUUAG
Messenger RNA from Baudoinia panamericana UAMH 10762, 681 nucleotides. RefSeq lists its product as uncharacterized. Lineage: Eukaryota; Fungi; Ascomycota; Dothideomycetes; Mycosphaerellales; Teratosphaeriaceae. The transcript has 2 exons. The annotation marks the transcript as partial. The record is from RefSeq and is a predicted model, not a curated record.